CCUUUCCACAAGCCAUUAGGGUUUGACGCUCUAACCAACCGAGCUAAAAAGAACAAUGGGCGGUAAAGUUUACUUUGAGAAUCAUUAUUAUUUGCAUGGUUAUUGGGGGAGUUUGAUUGAUCGUUAUGAAGAGAUGAUUGAGAAUUAUCAUCCUGGGAUCUACCGUAGAGAAGAGAGAGAGACUAUUUUGAUAGAAAAGGCAACCACCAAAAGAGAAAAGAGAAGAGUAACCUUGUUCCCGAUUUUGUUAAAUCAGUCUCACAAAAACAUCGAUUGCGCAUUCGUUAACCGUUGGAUUUGGCUGAUUUUUGGACAGAAGGUUCACAACAUUCAGGUCUUCGUCUUCAACGGUUGGAUCGGUAAAACGACGUCUGUAGGGGGAGAAAUCGUGUUCGCACAGCACCAGGUUAUCCCUAAUUUAUUUUGUCUCAGUGAUUGUGUUUGUCUCAUUAUUUGUAUGGCUUUGAGAGAAGGUUUGGAGGUUCAUUGUGUUGUUUUGAAAAAUGGGUUUUGUGUUAAUUUGUAUGUUGGGACUUCUUUGGUUGAAAUGUUUGUGAGAAGUUUGGUUUCUUGGACUGCUGUUAUUGUUGGGUUUGCUAGGUGUGGGGAUAUGAGUGAGGCCAGGAAGCUUUUUGAUGUUAUGCCUGAUAGAGAUAUUGUUGCUUCUAAUGUUAUGAUUGAUGGGUAUGUGAAAAUGGGGUGUAUGGAUUUGGCGAGGGAUUUGUUUGAUAAGAUGAAGGAUAAGAAUGUUAUUUCUUGGACUAGUAUGGUUCAUGGUUAUUGUGAGGAUGAUGAUGUUGUGGCGGCUAGGGUUAUGUUUGAUUGUAUGCCUGUCAAGAAUGUGCUUAGUUGGAAUGCGAUGAUUAGGGGAUAUUGUGAGAAUAGACGACCGCACGAUGCGUUGAGGUUGUUUUGGGAAAUGAGGGGACGUUUGGAUGUGGAAAUGAAUAAAGUGACGGUUGUGAGUGUUCUUCCUGCUGUUGCUGAUUUGAGUUCUUUGGAUUUGGGUGUUUGGAUUCAUGGGUUUGUGCAAAGGAACCGACUUGAUGAAGAUGUUCAUGUGUAUGCUUUGGUUGAUAUGUAUGCAAAAUGUGGGGAAAUUGGAAAAGCUAAAUUGCUUUUUGAGGAGAUGAAUGAAAAAGAUACAUCGUCGUGGAAUGCUUUGAUAAAUGGUUAUGGUGUCAAUGGUUGUGCGAAGGAAGCGUUAGAAGUAUUCGCAGCAAUGUUACGGGAAGGAUUUGAACCGAAUGAGAUAACAAUGACUAGUGUGUUAUCUGCUUGCAACCAUUGUGGUUUGGUAGAGGAAGGAAGAAGAUGCUUCAAAGAAAUGGAGAGAUUUGGAAUUGUGCCUCAGAUUAAGCAUUAUGGUUGUAUGAUUGAUCUUCUAGGAAGGGUUGGAUACUUGGAUGAGGCUGAAAAUACCGAUUCUACUUCGUCCGAAUCAAACAAUGAAGUGUUGGCAGAAAUUUUUGUGGAUGACGAAGGGGGGUUUGAUGAAGGUGGUUUGGUCUUUUUGGGAGUUGGAGUUUUGGAAUCUGAUUUUGCAGGAGGAGGUUGUUGUGCUGGUUCAACAGGAGGAGUGGUGUCUGAAUCAUCAGAGUUGAUGACAUGA
Messenger RNA from Cicer arietinum (chickpea), 1612 nucleotides. Its product is annotated as putative pentatricopeptide repeat-containing protein At5g59200, chloroplastic. Gene Ontology annotation, molecular function: RNA binding; protein binding. The record is from RefSeq and is a predicted model, not a curated record. Gene Ontology annotation, biological process: RNA modification. Lineage: Eukaryota; Viridiplantae; Streptophyta; Magnoliopsida; Fabales; Fabaceae.